CGAAGAGGAACAGCUGCCUUCCGUCAUGGAAUGCUGCACGGCGUCUACCAGGAACUCUGCUAGGAGAAUUGGCGUCGCCUACGCGGUGAUGAUGCUCGUGGUCCUGGCUGUGCAGAUGGGGUUCAUGUGCAGCGCGGCGAUGGAGUGCGAGGCGAAUAGACGCCAGUACGUUUGGAUCUCCUGGGGCUUCAGCUGUUUCCUGAGCGCGGCACACGUAGGGUUCAUCGCCACCUGGAUCGUCGCUGCCGGCACGGACAACGUGCGGUUGAUGACUAUAUGCGUCGUGGGCGUUGCGGUGCGUCUCGUGGGUGUCGUCGUCUACUUCACUAUCAACGUCAUCGUAGACGCCAAUACGGAGCAGACCAUUGCCGAAAUUUACGCCCUGUACUUGCUGCAUAGUGAAGAGCACAUUUCGGCUUCUCACCAACUACCGAUAUAUGCAUUAAUAGUUCUAAUGGCACUAGAGAAACGUCCCGUUCAAUGGUCAGGAUACUCCAAUGGUGCGCAUGGCACUGUUACUUACCUGGUUUUUACGUCGGAUAAGCGAACUUGCCUUUUUCUGUCAGGAAGUAAGCACAUGCGAAAGCGGCGCUGGCAUAAACUUGUGUCGCCGCCUGUCGGUAGCUGGGAAAAGCAGUCCUUGGGGCAGGGUUUCCGCUGGUUGCAGAGGACCGGCCACAAAACUUAAGAACUGUGCAGCCGUAAGCGCAAAAUGAAUUUCCCCUUUUUUUUUACGGUUUUCAGCAAGAAACGAACGUCCCUUCAACCUACAAUAAACGGGCAGCAUUUUCCUCCGCUUUCGUGGAGGUGCGUUUGUUGGGCACAAAGCUUGCACCACUCACAGACGGGCGAGUGCAGUAUCACGUUGGUUUUGUGAGGACAGCAAUUUUUCUUCUGCAAACGAAAUCUGUGUUGUUUUAAAAACGCCGACGCUUCGCCACUUCCUAUAGCGCGCAGUGUGGGUGCAGUGGUCGUCUGCUCUUAGCUCACGACAGUUGAUCGUGGUAAUAAUUAGCACAUUGCAAAUAUUGGGUGAAAUAGCAAGUAUGUAAUGCGCUAGCUUAAUUAUCGAUCAACGCUGCCACGAAUUCGAAAUGACUCUUUUCUUUCUCGUUUAGCAGAGACGCCGCCAGAGUAACA
This is a messenger RNA of Dermacentor albipictus, 1140 nucleotides long. NCBI's taxonomy places the organism in Eukaryota, Metazoa, Arthropoda, Arachnida, Ixodida, Ixodidae. The record is from RefSeq and is a predicted model, not a curated record.